Colletotrichum abscissum is the source of this 468-nucleotide messenger RNA. RefSeq lists its product as uncharacterized. The annotation marks the transcript as partial. The record is from RefSeq and is a predicted model, not a curated record. NCBI's taxonomy places the organism in Eukaryota, Fungi, Ascomycota, Sordariomycetes, Glomerellales, Glomerellaceae. The transcript has 2 exons.
GCCGCUCGGAGAGACUGGAAUUCGCUGGAAAAUAUCUUCUUGACCCCGUGUUCUGAACAUCCUUCUCUCAUUCCAGUAUCAAGAAAUCGAACCGCUUGUGUCACCCACAAUACACAUAGCCGCGCGGAAAGGUCGCUACAUCAUCAUCAAAUAAUUGGUGGCGUUCAACCAACCCUCCCCAGCCUUACGAGGCAGAUUUACUACUCCGAAACGGACUUACCCAUCACUAAUAUCAUUCGCCAGACUCAAACACCCACAUUUAAGGCUGCUGCGAGUCAGGCCGGGUCUUCCGGGGCAAAAAUGCUUCUGGAAGGCUGUCUACUGAAGACUCAUCCUCGUCACAGCGUCGUACGAACUAUUGACAGUCAAGAGGCUUGUGAUGGGUUACGCCAUGCCAUCAAUGCCGUGACACGCAACACGACAAAGCUUGCGCGCUUACCCGCAUUAUCAGUACUACAUCUCAUUUAA